AUGGCUAGGAGGGACAGCCGAUGCUCAAUGAUUGUCUCCCAUUGAUGACCAUCACGUUGAUGAUGGCACAGAUCCUGAGAGUAGCAAAGUUCAUCUUUAUCACCUCCGUGUAGUACUGUUCUUAUUAGGAACUCUAAUAUCUUGUUUGAUUGAAACAAAUAUCUUUUUACUGGCCAUUUUCACUAUGAAGCAGCCGUCUGCUACAGAUCGACAACAAGCACAUUUUGAGUCAGAUGACUUGGGCCUAUGGUACAGGAGAGACUCACGUGAUAUAUAUAUAUGCAUCUCAGUGAGAAUCCACCAAGAUAACAAUCCCAAAUUAUAUGGUUUCAUGAAGGAUAAAUCCGUAUGAUCUCGUUGACUCUGUUAUGAGAGUGAGUCAGCCUCUGCCUCACAAGGACAACUUCAGUAGGCCGAUUCAAUAGCAUUUUGUUGUGCACAGAGCUCCUCGCCCCCUUCUUCAGUUUCCCUCCUCCUCUUACUCGGUCUUCACACAGUCUCCUAUCUAGUAGGAGCUCUAAAUCCGCAUGUCGAGUGAAGAGUCAAGCAGUCGCUCCCACGAGGAAACUGAGGAGGAUGGAAGCCAGAACAAGCCAAGUGAAUCCACCGGAGCUUGUGACUCUCACAGGGGAAGAUGGCUGCAUGGUUGGGCUUUGGACCCCUGCACUAAAUGGGUCCGGGAGUGGAACCGUAUCUACCUCCUCGCCUGUGCUCUGGGACUGAUCGUGGAUCCACUCUUCUUCUACACGUUAUCGGUGAGCGGCGCCUUGAAGUGCAUCUUCGUCGACGGAUGGUUCGCCGUCACCGUGACGGCCUUGCGGUGCAUGAUCGACGCCAUGCACGUCUGGAACACAUGGUUGCAGCUUAAGAUGGCCUACGGCGCUAAGCGAUCCGAGGGGGAAGAGAAAGGCGAGAAAGGUGGAGGGGGAAAUUUCAUGCCGAUCUACGUGAAAUCUAAGAGGGGCUUCUUCUUGGAUAUCUUUGUUGUUCUCCCUGUGAUGCAGAUCGUCACAUGGGUGGGAGCUCCGGCGCUGCUACGGCGAGGAGCAACGACAACAGUGAUGACCGUCUUCCUGAUAACGUUCCUCUUCGAGUACCUUCCAAAGAUCUACCACUCCGUCUGCAUCCUGCGUCGCAUGCAGAACUUCUCAGGAUAUGUGUUUGGGACUAUUUGGUGGGGAAUUGCUCUAAACUUGAUGGUCUACUUCGUCGCAUCACAUGCUGUGGGUGCGUGUUGGUACCUGCUGGGAAUACAGAGGGCAGAGAAAUGCCUGAGAGUGCAAUGCAGCCGGGUAAAAGGAUGUGGUCCAAAAACAAUGGCUUGCAUGGAUCCCAUCUACUAUGGUGCGGCAACAAGAACAAGGGAUGAAGCCAGGUUGGAUUGGGCCAAGAACUUGGAAGCAAAGACUAGAUGCCUCGAUAGCAGUGACCAUUUCCAGUACGGAGCCUACAAGUGGACCGUUUCUCUGGUUACUAACACUAACCGGCUGGAGAAGAUACUCCUCCCCAUCUUUUGGGGCCUAAUGACUCUGAGCACUUUUGGCAACUUGGAGAGCACCACGGAGUGGCUAGAAAUUGUCUUCAACAUCAUCAUAAUCACAAGCGGUCUCAUUCUGGUCACCAUGCUCAUAGGAAACAUCAAGGUAUUUCUACACGCGACUACGUCGAAGAAGCAGGCGAUGCACUUGCGGAUCCGGAGCGUGGAGUGGUGGAUGAAGAGGAGGAACUUGACGCAGGGGAUCAGGCAGAGAGUGCGGCAGUACGAGCGGCAGAGGUGGGCAGCGACGAGAGGAGUGGAUGAGUGCGAGAUGAUCCGAAAUUUCCCGGACGGGCUGAGGAGGGACAUCAAGUAUCACCUCUGCCUUGAUCUCGUUCGGCAGGUCCCUUUGUUCCAACACAUGGAUGAACUGGUGCUCGAGAACAUCUGUGAUAGGCUGAAGUCUCUCAUCUUCCCUAAAGGGGAAGUGAUUGCCAGAGAAGGUGAUCCGGUCCGGAGAAUGCUGUUCGUAGUGAGAGGGCACUUGCAGAGCAGUCAAGCCCUGCGAGAUGGCAUCAGGAGCUGCUGCAUGCUGGGGCCUGGAAACUUCAGUGGCGACGAGCUCCUGUCAUGGUGCCUGCGGAGGCCGUUCGUGGAGCGACUGCCGCCGUCUUCCUCGACGCUGGUAACCCUGGAGCCGACAGAGGCGUUCGGGCUGGAAGCUGACGACGUGAAGUACGUGACGCAGCACUUCAGGUACACGUUCACCAACGAGAAGGUGAAGAGGAGCGCACGGUACUACUCGCCCGGAUGGCGGACGUGGGCGGCGGUGGCGGUGCAGCUUGCGUGGCGGAGGUACAAGCACCGGAAGACCCUCACGUCGCUCUCCUUCAUACGACCACGAAGGCCUCUGUCGCGGUGCUCCUCGCUGGGGGAGGAGAAGCUUCGGCUCUAUACUGCGCUGUUGACGUCGCCCAAGCCGGAUCAAGAUAACUUCUUGUGAGGGAUAGGCGAUCGUGUUAUUUGGGAACAUGUUAUGUUAAUAUUAUUGUAAAUCAUAUUUAAACGUAUUUUAUAUUACCUUAUUAAAAUUUCAAAAAACAAGUAGUAUUUAAUAAAUAUGAUCAUUUGCUUCUCUGUA
Messenger RNA from Musa acuminata AAA Group (dessert banana), 2618 nucleotides. RefSeq names its product cyclic nucleotide-gated ion channel 4. Gene Ontology annotation, cellular component: membrane. Lineage: Eukaryota; Viridiplantae; Streptophyta; Magnoliopsida; Zingiberales; Musaceae. The coding region runs from base 528 to 2480 and encodes 650 amino acids. Gene Ontology annotation, biological process: monoatomic ion transport; transmembrane transport. The record is from RefSeq and is a predicted model, not a curated record. The transcript has 7 exons. Gene Ontology annotation, molecular function: monoatomic ion channel activity.